Molecule: messenger RNA, 992 nt
Organism: Malurus melanocephalus (red-backed fairy wren)
Lineage: Eukaryota; Metazoa; Chordata; Aves; Passeriformes; Maluridae
Gene: SUMF2
Product: sulfatase modifying factor 2
Exons: 9
Coding region: 60-992 (310 amino acids)
Cellular component (GO): endoplasmic reticulum
Source: RefSeq, a predicted model, not a curated record
CUUCCCGAGCCCGCAGCAGCUCCGGGUCGGGGCCCCGCGGUUCCUGCGGCGGCUCCGCGAUGGCAGCGGCAGCGGGGCUGUUGGUGCUGUGCUGCGGGGUGCUGGGGGCACAGCGCGCGUUCGGAGAGGAUGGGGGCAUGGUGCAGCUGCCCGGAGGGACSUUCCAGAUGGGAUCCAGCUCCCUGGAGAGGAGCAGCGAGGAGGGGCCCGCCAGGGAGGUGACAGUGAAGCCCUUUGCUCUCGACAAACACCCGGUCACAAACAGGGAUUUCAGGGAGUUUGUUAAAGAAAAGAAGUACAAAACAGAAGCAGAAGCAUUUGGCUGGAGCUUUGUAUUUGAGGAUUUCGUAUCUGAAGAGCUGAAAAAAAAAGUCACCCAAAAACUGGAGUCGGCCCCGUGGUGGCUGCCCAUCGAGAAGGCUUUUUGGAGACAGCCCUCUGGCCCUGGCUCCAGCAUAAAGGACAGGCUGGAUUACCCAGUGCUGCACGUGAGCUGGAAUGAUGCUCAGGCCUUCUGUGCCUGGAAAGGGAAGAGGCUCCCGACAGAGGAGGAGUGGGAAUUUGCUGCCAGRGGAGGACUGGAGCAAAGGAUGUAUCCCUGGGGAAACAARUUCCAGCCAAACCGGACAAACCUGUGGCAGGGUGACUUCCCUCGGGAGGACACGGCUGAGGACGGAUACCAUGGUGUCUCCCCGGUGACAGCCUUCCCUCCUCAGAACAGCUACGGGCUCUAUGACCUGYUGGGAAACACCUGGGAAUGGACAGCAUCAGAAUUCCCAGCUCCACGACGGGCACCCAGGGCUCAGAACAUGCAGGUGCUGAGAGGAGCCUCGUGGAUCGACACCGCCGAUGGCUCUGCAAACCACAGAGCUCGUGUCACCACCAGGAUGGGGAACACACCAGACUCGGCCUCUGACAACCUCAGCUUCCGCUGCGCUGCCGACGUCCCGCCUGUCACAUCCUGGAAAAGCCAGACCAAACCUGAGCUCUGA